AUGCUGAGAGGGGGAGCAGCUCUCGCCACUGUGUUUCUGUGCUCUGUCCUUGUGCUCACCAAGAAGGACCCUGAGCGCUGUGGCCAGGACGUGAUCAUCAGGGUCAGAGACUUAAUCCAGAAAGCCCCCAAACUGAAGUGGCUGGACACCAGGCUGUACACUCCCAGCACCGCAGACUCGCAGCCCAACUGCAUCGCCUCCAACCUCAACUGUUUUGCUGCUGAAGCUAAUGUUCUGCAUAAAGAGUGGGAGAAAGUUGGAGAGGAGAUGCAGGAUGAACUGGAAAAAAUGCUCCAGACCCUCGCCACAUCAGUCAACAAGAUCGUGAGCCCGGACUCGACCUGCCUCCAGUGUGAGCUGCUCCAGGAGAAGAACGCAGAGACAUUCCUUUCUGAGCUUCUCUCCACUCUUCAAUCUGUGCAGAGUCGUUUCUGCCACUGA
Molecule: messenger RNA, 441 nt
Organism: Betta splendens (Siamese fighting fish)
Lineage: Eukaryota; Metazoa; Chordata; Actinopteri; Anabantiformes; Osphronemidae
Gene: il15l
Product: interleukin 15, like
Exons: 4
Coding region: 1-441 (146 amino acids)
Biological process (GO): positive regulation of tyrosine phosphorylation of STAT protein; immune response; neutrophil activation
Cellular component (GO): extracellular region
Molecular function (GO): cytokine receptor binding; cytokine activity
Source: RefSeq, a predicted model, not a curated record